AUGGUGCGCAGUGGGAAAGGCGGCUUGGUCGCGCGGCACGGGGUGGGGGCGGUCACAGUGCCCGCGAUCGAGGCGGCCGCCGCCUUGCUGCUGCUGCUGCAGGCGGGGGCGCCGAGCAGCCCGCAGCCGGCGGCGAAUGCCGAGCGCGCGCUGGCGGGCGAGGACUCGGGGAGGCGUGGGCUGAGCAGCCGAGCGCAACGGCUGCUGGGCAUAGCCGCGGAGUUGGUCGCCCUCACUGGCGAGGCCACCCUCGCCAAGGGGUUGGCCAGGCUCCGCGACGCUGGGCGGUGGCCCCCGACCCACCUCGAGCGCGCCUGGCGGGAGCUGGAUGCGGCCAGCAGGCUCCUGAGGCACCUUGGGGAGGGUGAGCGCGCGCUGCAGGAGGCGCUCUGCUGGUUCGACUGCGGGGGCGACGCAGGGUCCAGCGAGCCCGCGUUCACCACGGCGGGCCUCGACGUGGACUCCCCCGCGGAAGGCUCGCAGGCGGCGCGCGACUUCGAGGACCAGGAGGGCUCCGACCUGACGGAGCUCCAGGGCUUUGGCGAGAAGGACACCGAUGCCAGCAGGGCGGCCAUGGGGACGGUGGCUGGGGCAUCGGCGGCGGGGGGUGUGUCGGCGGCCAUGGCGGCUGGGGCAUCGGCGGCAGUGGUGGUGGCGGAGAUCCCAGCUGUGGCCGUUGACGUGCUGGCGGCCCACAUGGGGGCCGAGUGCGACGCGACGGAGGCGGACGACGACGUGUUCCACGAGGCGGAAGAGGCGGACGCGGAGGCCACGCUUGGAGAGAGCUGGGCGGAAUUCGCAGUCGAUGCGCGCGACUUCCCGACCCCGCGCGGAGCGAUGGUGGGAGCUGCGGGGGAGGCGCCCCCGGAGGCGGAUGACGGUAGGGACGGCGGGCGGGUCGUUUCCCAGGCGUCCGUCCAGAAGGAGGAGCGGGGCUGCGGUCACCGUGCCGCCCCCCUUCCUGAAGACGGCACAGCGGACGAGUGGCUCGCAAACGCCAGGGGCUGCUUUGCGGACUUGGGUUUCGAGGUCGCCGAGGCCAACGGCGACUUGCGCGCGACGGUGGGCGCCGUGGACAGGGAGCUGGCUUCGAGGGGGCGGCGGAAGCUGAAGGCCUCGCAGCGGCAGGGGCGGAAGCGCUGA
This is a messenger RNA of Prorocentrum cordatum, 1143 nucleotides long. The record is from the annotation of a GenBank genome assembly. NCBI's taxonomy places the organism in Eukaryota, Dinophyceae, Prorocentrales, Prorocentraceae.